Molecule: messenger RNA, 260 nt
Organism: Prorocentrum cordatum
Lineage: Eukaryota; Dinophyceae; Prorocentrales; Prorocentraceae
Source: the annotation of a GenBank genome assembly
GCAAGGUCCUCUGCCAGCACGUGAAGGCCCGCGCCCGCGCCGACAGGCAGCCGCAGCCCACACCGCGCGCCUGUGGCGCGAACGGAACGCCAGCGACAGCGGCAAGGCUCAAGCUGGACUUCGCAAACGCUUUCAACUCCUCGAAGCGGAAAGCCGCGCUACGGGCCGUGCGCCCCCGCUUCCCAAAGCUCGAGCGCAAGGCGCGCGGGACCUACGCGGAGCACUCAACCCUGCGCGUCGGCCAACACAGGCUCUCUCAG